Molecule: messenger RNA, 1215 nt
Organism: Dreissena polymorpha
Lineage: Eukaryota; Metazoa; Mollusca; Bivalvia; Myida; Dreissenidae
Product: piggyBac transposable element-derived protein 4-like
Exons: 1
Coding region: 1-1215 (404 amino acids)
Source: RefSeq, a predicted model, not a curated record
AUGGCCAUGUACUGGUCAACCGAUGUCCUGUACGGAAACUUUAGUGUUCGGCGAAUUAUGACCAGGGAUCGCUUCAUGAAGGUCUUACAGUACCUUCACUGUAAUGACAGGACCAAAAUGAAGCCAAAGGGACAUAAGGACCACGACAAACUGUACUUGAUUCGGCCUUUCCUGGAUGCGGUUAGAAAACUAUGCCUGACGCUAUACAACCCCCACAGAAAUGUUUCAAUUGACGAGGCUAUGGUCAAGUUCCGAGGUCGUCUUGGCUUCAGACAAUACAUGCCAUUGAAACCAGCUCGCUACGGAGUGAAAGUGUGGGUACGGGCUGAUCCAGUCAAUGGUUAUGUAAAUGACUUUCAAGUCUACACUGGCAAGGACGCAAACACCGCGGAAGUAGGUUUGGCUACAAGAGUAGUGUUGGACUUGAGCCGUGAUAUCAAGGGGAUGUUUUAUAUUGUGAAUGUGGACAAUUUCUUUACAAGUCCCGUGUUGUUUGAAGAACUCCUAAAGCAGGAAACGUACGCCCGUGGGACUGUGCCCACUAACAGGAAAGGCUACCCAUCUUCACUGCUGGGAAAGAAAAAAGUGCAAGAGCAGGGGGACUAUGUGUUCGCAACCAAAGGUGAACAACUGGCGUGUGUCUGGAUGGACAAGAAGCCCAUCUACACACUGUCCACUGCAGAAAAUCCAAAGGACAUAGGCGCCACUGUUUUGAGAAAAAAGCGCAACGGAGAAGUUCACCAAGUACCGGCCCCACGCAUCAUUCCAGAAUAUAACAACAACAUGAAUGGAGUUGAUCAUGCAGACCAGCUUAGGACGGAGUACCCAACGUUCCGAACAUCAAGAAAGUGGUGGACAUACAUGUUCUUCUUCAUACUGGAUACGGCAAUUACAAAUGGAUAUGUCGUGAUGAGGGAAUCGCCAUUCCACCAACAAAGAAGCCGAACUGGGAAGGCAAAAGACAGGACGGUAUUGGACUUCCGCAUGAACCUCUCAAAACAGCUGAUAGGGGAUUACUGCGAGAAUGGUGCAGCGAAAAUGGCGACGGUGAAAGCGGGGCACUUCCCUGGGCAUUCGGAAAAAAGAGGCCGUUGCAGACAGUGCACGAAACAAAAAAGAAGACAUGAAUGCAAUGUGAUAUGCCUUGAAUGCAAUGUACACAUCUGUGUCCCGUGUUUCAAGGACUGGCAUGUUGAGUUGGCUAACUCUUCUUAG